AUGGACGAAGGCAUAGACGAGGGCAUAGACGAGGGCAUAGACGAGGGCAUAGACGAGGGCAUAGACGAGGGCAUAGACGAGGGCAUAGACGAGGGCAUAGACGAGGGCAUAGACGAGGGCAUAGACGAGGGCAUAGACGAGGGCAUAGACGAGGGCAUAGACGAGGGCAUAGACGAGGGCAUAGACGAGGGCAUAGACGAGGGCAUAGACGAGGGCAUAGACGAGGGCAUAGACGAAGGCAUACAUGAAGGCAUAGACAUAGGCAGACAUAGGUACAGACAGACAGGUAAAGACAGACGUAGAUGCAGGCAGACAGACAUGGAACAGACAGACGCAGAAUGGGAGACUCACGUGGGCACACAGGCAUAA
Plasmodium vivax (malaria parasite P. vivax) is the source of this 369-nucleotide messenger RNA. RefSeq lists its product as hypothetical. The coding region runs from base 1 to 369 and encodes 122 amino acids. NCBI's taxonomy places the organism in Eukaryota, Apicomplexa, Aconoidasida, Haemosporida, Plasmodiidae. The transcript has a single exon. The record is from RefSeq and is a predicted model, not a curated record.